CGCUAAUCCAAGAUCGCGGCCUCAUAAUUUUCAGAAUUCACCGCCCAACCACUCAUCAAUGGCCUCCGAUCAUCACCAGCACCACCACCAUCAACACCGUCCCAACCGCCUAUCUCUCCCGCCGCGCACGGCCAUCCCGAUCACCUCAUCCCGCCAUUACCCUCCCUUCACUCCAACUCCUACCCCCUCCAAAAAUCGCCACCGUCUACCUUCCUUCACCGCCACAAAAAACAAAAAAAUCUCUCCGUCAUCCCUCUUUCUCCUCCUCUUCUCCCUCCGUUCCCUCUACUCUCUCCUCCCGUUUCUCCAAUCUUCACCAUCUUCGUUCUCAAUCUUCCCUUUCGCGUUCCUCGUCUCUCUCCUCUCAUUCCUCCUCUCUCUUUCUUUCUCUCUCUUCAAACAGAAAUCCAUUUUUACGUUUCAUCAGUCGAUCACCAAAUCCCAACAACGAAUACUCUUCGCUAAAUCGAUUCUGCUCGCGAUCGUCUUCCUCAUCCGUUUCCAAGCGCUUCGUUACUGCGGUACCGCUGCUAUGAUCCUCGCGGAAACGUCCGGUUACGUCGCUUCUCAUUUCGUCACCGGACAAAAUCGCAGUUUCACUCAUCUAGAUCGGGUUGGUUCCAAUAAGGUUCGUGGAUUUUUCGCGUUGUUCAUCGGAUUAUUAUUAUUAUCCAUCAGUUGGGAUCGAAUUGAAUGUUUCCCUUUCUCUUUUGUCAACCUCGGUAAACUAGGGUUUUCCUCUUUUCUUAUUGCCAAUAGAGAGAAAUGCGUUAGGGUUUGGCCAAUGCUGCUUCCCUUUCUUUCAGGGUUUUUGAGUGGGUACGAACAAGGGUCUAUAAAUUGGGGAACAAUCAGGGAAUUGGGUCGGAAAGAGGUUCGACUGAUUUCAUUGCUCUACACUACUGCUAUCCUCUUUGUCCCUGCUGCCAUUAGUAUGCUGGUCUUCGAAGCAGAGGGAGACAGUGUUUCCAUUCGCACCCUUGGGUGGCCAUUAACAAACACAGUAGUUUUCGGAGUGCUUUUGAGUGAGAAUUACACCGAUGAGAAGCUAAUAACCUUCAAAGAUUUCCGAAAAGAGUUUCUUGUCACAUUCGUAUGCACCAUUAUCCUUGAGUUGCUUUAUUACCCUGAACUUUCCCUUUGGGGGUUACUAAUCUGUGGUAUACUUCUUGGAAUUGGUGUGAUGGAAUUAGAUCCUGCUCGUUUAAUCUCUCUGGAAUUAGGGUUAGAAUCAUCAGAUUCAUUUCUAGUUUCAGUCACAAAGUCAAUUCGUCACAUUAUGAGUGAAAGAAAAUCAAGAAAGAUUGCUCUUUUUCUCUUGAUCAAUUCUGGUUAUAUGGUGGUGGAAUUUGUUGCAGGUUUUAUGAGCAAUAGUCUUGGGUUGAUAUCUGAUGCAUGUCACAUGCUGUUUGAUUGUGCUGCACUUGCUAUUGGUCUUUAUGCAUCUUAUAUUGCUCGAUUACCUGCAAACAAUCAGUAUAAUUUUGGUCGUGGGAGAUUUGAGGUUUUAUCAGGUUAUAUGAAUGCUGUGUUUCUUGUUUUGGUUGGAGCUUUGAUUGUUUUGGAAUCAUUAGAAAGAAUCUUGGAGCCUCAGGAGAUUUCUACUUCAAGUUUGUUGAUGGUUUCAAUUGGAGGUCUUGCUGUUAAUGUUGUGGGGUUGAUCUUUUUUCAUGAUGAACAUCAUCAUGCCCAUGGUGGAGGUGCAUCAUGUUCCCAUUCCCAUUCCCAUUCCCAUUCCCACUCUCAUCAUCACGAUCAUGCCCAUGUUGGACAUGAUCAUGAAACAGAUGGUAAACAUCUAGAAGAUCACAAACAUAAACAUGAUCACCAUCACCAUGAACCCCAUCAUGAUCAUGAUCAUCACCAUGAUCAUCAUCAUGAACACCAUGAUCAUGAUCAUCAUGAACACCAUGAUCAUGAUCAUGUUGUCAAAGAGGAUAAACAGAAGCAACAUCAUCAUCAUCAUCAUAUUGAUCACAACAUGGAGGGAAUAUUUUUGCAUGUUCUUGCAGACACAUUAGGAAGUGUUGGGGUUGUAAUUUCAACUCUUCUGAUUCAAUACAAAGGGUGGCUUAUUGCUGAUCCUGCUUGUUCUAUCUUUAUAUCAAUAUUAAUCGUGUCUUCUGUGAUACCAUUGUUAAGAAACUCGACAGAAGUUUUGUUGCAAAGGGUUCCUAGAUCUCAUGAGAACGAGCUAAAAACAGCUAUAACUAGUGUUAUGAAGAUAAAGGGUAUAUCUGGAAUUCAGAAUUUUCAUGUAUGGAGUCUUGCAAAUAACGAUGUUGUUGGGACUCUUAAUGUGUAUAUUUCUGAGGGAAUUGAUCAGGUUUCUAUGAAGGAACAAGUUUUGGAUAUAUUACAUGAUGCAGGGAUCAAGGACUUGACUUUACAGGUUGAAUAUGUGAGUAGUUAGAUUGAAAGAUUCUUGCUUUCAAGAAUCUUGAAAGGGCUCCAAGAUUUGAUCAUAGAAGGAAAAGAUGAUGACUUUCUUGUUGGGUUUUUCAAGGUUGACCCAUGGUGGUGGUGGUGGUGGUGGUUAUUGGCGGCUGAAAACUGAAAUUGUAUAUUGAUAAAGAGUUUGCCUACACGUUUAUCAAACAAGUGAGAUUGUAAUCGGAUAGGAUAUAAUCAAGAUUAUGGUGAAAUUAGAGGUGCAUGAUUUGGUUAGUUUAUGUAUACAAUGAAUUGACAAUUGGUGAUUUUAUGCAACAUCAAUUGAAUGAAAGUAGAAGUUUUAAUAGAAAUAGCAACUUUUUACAUA
This is a messenger RNA of Lactuca sativa (garden lettuce), 2761 nucleotides long. Its product is annotated as zinc transporter-like protein. The record is from RefSeq and is a predicted model, not a curated record. Lineage: Eukaryota; Viridiplantae; Streptophyta; Magnoliopsida; Asterales; Asteraceae. Gene Ontology annotation, biological process: zinc ion transport; transmembrane transport; intracellular zinc ion homeostasis. Gene Ontology annotation, molecular function: zinc ion transmembrane transporter activity. Gene Ontology annotation, cellular component: membrane; Golgi apparatus.